This is a messenger RNA of Alnus glutinosa, 1642 nucleotides long. RefSeq names its product adenylate kinase isoenzyme 6 homolog. Bases 959 to 1498 code for a protein of 179 amino acids. NCBI's taxonomy places the organism in Eukaryota, Viridiplantae, Streptophyta, Magnoliopsida, Fagales, Betulaceae. The record is from RefSeq and is a predicted model, not a curated record. Gene Ontology annotation, cellular component: cytoplasm; nucleus. Gene Ontology annotation, molecular function: ATP binding; ATP hydrolysis activity; AMP kinase activity. The transcript has 5 exons.
ACACAUCUCUUAUUAACCGACACCUCACUCCACCGACAUUAAUUGGCAAUUCCCAAAGGAAACCCUAAACAGAUCGCCUCCAUCCCCAAUCGCCUCCAUCUCCAUCCCCAGAUCGCCUCCAUCUCCAUCACAAACCCAGAUCGCCUCCAUCACACGCCAUCCUCCCUACACCUCACAAACAACAGCCCUCUUAUAACAAAUACUCGAUGGAGGGAGCCAUCGGCGGCCAUCUCGCCGUUCAAUCAUCACGCCCAGAAAAUAAGAAGAGAAAAACGGAUGGUUCAUCACCAUCUUCUGAUCCUUCUUACACUUAGGAGUGGUGGGAUUGAGGUGGGAUAGUGGUGGGAAUUGUAGCAUUUCCCAAUUAUCAUUACUUCGCUUUUUCGACUCUUUCUCUCUUUUCAAUUCGCCGAUGACACGCGUCCCUCAAACAAUACCAAACAUACGCUACAUUUCUUUCUUUUUAUACCCUUUCUCCCCCACUUGAUCUUCUGCAUCUACUUCUUCUUCUUCAUUUCUCUCUCUACCCCAUUUUCUUGCCCUUACUCCUUCUUGCCAGACCUAAGGCCAACCAUCUUAGAAAAUCAAAGAGUAAUCACGGGCACAUCACGUAUAAUGUUUUCUUUUCGGUUUGCACCCUCUCUAAACUAGUCCACGCAUCUCUCUCCAAAGAAGCAGACGAAGAAGGCGACUCCAAAUAGGGCUGUACGCGCUUCUCUCUCAGCUGGUCUUUUCGUUUUUGGGAGUAAUCGUAAUGCAACCCUUUAUUUGUUGCUUACGUUCGCAUGAAGUUCGAGAAAAUGCUUUAAUUUCAAUCUCAGGAUUGGGAGAUUUUGAGACAAAUAAUAUACAGCAGAUACGCGGUCAUUUAUACAACUGCACUGAAGCCAGAUCCCUAAAACCCUGGUAAGUUCCUAAUCAGAUAUAGGAGAAGUAUUGGAAGUGACACAAGGGUUCCAUGGAGCAAAACGGUAGCGUAAGAGGUAGAAGGCAGCCGAACAUACUGGUGACAGGGACACCCGGGACGGGCAAGACAACGACGUCGUCUGCUCUGGCAGAGGCCACCCAGCUCCGCCACAUUUGCGUCGGAGAUUUGGUGAGGGAGAAGAACCUGCACGACGGCUGGGACAACGAGUUCGAGUGUUACCUUAUCAACGAAGACCUCGUUUGCGAUGAGCUUGAGGAUUUGAUGGAAGGAGGAGGGAACCUAGUGGACUACCAUGGUUGUGAUUUCUUUCCUGAGCGAUGGUUUGAUCGAGUUGUUGUGCUUCAAACUGACAACUCGGUGUUGUACGAUCGCUUGAGUAAAAGAGGUUACACAGGGUCAAAGCUUUCAAACAAUAUUGAGUGUGAAAUCUUUCAAGUUUUGCUUCAGGAGGCAAAAGAAAGUUAUCCAGAGGACAUUGUUGUGGCAUUGAAGAGCGAUACUAUUGAAGACAUUACCAGAAAUGUUGAGAGUUUAACAGAUUGGGUGAGGAGUUGGCACCCUGCUUCCUAAUCAUUGCAACAUCAAUACAUCAUCAACUCCUCUCCGUCCUCCUGGGUUCCUUUACCAUGUAAUUGUCGUAUUUAAGGGUUUGUGUAGGUUUUUGUGUAACAAUUUUUCUUUCCUAUGGUAAAUGUCUUGGGAGUUUUUAUUUCA